Cotesia glomerata is the source of this 765-nucleotide messenger RNA. Its product is annotated as cytochrome b5. Gene Ontology annotation, molecular function: heme binding. The record is from RefSeq and is a predicted model, not a curated record. Bases 137 to 685 code for a protein of 182 amino acids. Gene Ontology annotation, cellular component: intracellular membrane-bounded organelle; membrane. NCBI's taxonomy places the organism in Eukaryota, Metazoa, Arthropoda, Insecta, Hymenoptera, Braconidae. The transcript has 2 exons.
UUUUUUGUGGGAUAAUGGGCAUAUAUAUAUAUAUAUGUGUGUGAGACUUUGAACAAAUUUAUGUGUGUUGGUAUACCUAUAUAACUAGUGCAGGGAUUUGUGAAGAGGUGAUUAGUUUACCUGCACUGUUGUAAGGAUGCUCUCGUCAAUAACUCGCGCGGUAUCGCUUGAACGUCUUUCCGGGGAAAUUCGAAUGUUUGGUAAAUUAUCCAAAAAUCCGUCAACAGAAAAUAACUUAGACAUGGACUACCUAAAUUUAGGAUUCCUCGCACUGGAAUUACGCGAGACAGUAUCAAAAACUUUGUCUUCAAUAAAAAACGAAUUGAAGCAAACCCUGAGCGAGCAAAGCGCCGUAGAAAAUAAAAAUAACAACAAAAUUGUAAGCAACAAGUCAGAAAGCAACUUGAAGACAAUAACUCUGGAGGAGCUAUCCUGGCACGACACAAUUGACGAUUGCUGGAUCGCUAUUUACGAUUACGUCUACGACUGCACCGAGUUCAUGAUAAAACACCCCGGGGGCGACGACGUCCUUUGCGAAUACGCGGGCAGGGAUGGAACCAUCGCGUUUAUCAGCACGGGACACUCCGAGUCAGCGGUUAAUUUAUUGGACAAGUACUUAAUUGGCGAGCUGCCUCCUAACGAGCGGCUUUUCCGCAUCGAGAACGGGGUCAAAGUUGUUCUGUAGCGUUUUAUUGACACCAAAUGUGUUUAUUUUAAUUAAUUUUUGAAAAGAGAAAAUUUUUUAGCAUUGUUACCUUUAAUUUU